UUCUGUAUCGUUCUCUAACAUUCGAAAAUACGUGAAUCAUAAUUCUUAGUGCUUGCAUAAAAGUAUAUAAAAAGUAAUUCGAAGCUUCACUAACCAUUUAUUAGUGGUAACGCCUGUAUUAAUACGUGUUAUUUGUGUCAUUUUACGGCCAGUGCAUUUAUAUAAAUCGAAAAUGGAGGACCAAGUUCCAUUUAAAGUUUAUGCAUUUUUUGAGGAGAAUGCUCAGCCAGAAGUAAGGAGAUUUGGUGUUGAGAAAACUGUUGUGAGCAGUUUUCAUUAUUUGAAUGCGAAACUGCAAGAAGUCUACCCAAAGCUGCGGAACAAGAUUUAUAAAGUAUCAUGGAAAGAUGAGGAAGGUGAUGACAUUAUAAUUUCAUCAGAUGAUGAAAUGAUGACUGCACUAGUGUCUUUGGAGAGUGGGCUGAUUAAGCUCAACGUUCACUGCAAGAAUCCAGAUAUUAGAGAUGAUGACUGUGAAAUAGAGAUAACUGCGACUACAAUGUUCCCAGAAAACACGGAUGGUAACACGGCAGUUCAUAGCGGAGUUGUUUGCAAUGUAUGCAACUCUCCAGUUGUGGGUUUCCGUUACAAGUGCGCAAUUUGUCAUGACUACGACUUGUGCUCCAAGUGCGAGGCCGCCGGGAAUCACAAUGAACACUGCAUGGUCCGUCUCCCCACACCGGACAUGUCGCGCACCUUGAUCAAGGCGGCAAUUAAGAGAUCCCGUCAUAUUUUCAAAUCGGUUGCUACCCACGUCGACCAAUGCCCUUACAAGAAGAAUAGACGUGAACGUAGUGGGGACACAAAACGCCGUGAAGAAACUAAUGGGGUUAGAGCAGACAGGGCAGAGCGUGAACACCAGCGUCGCUCUCGGCCGAGCUGGUUGGACACCUUCACCACAUACAUGAACGAGUUUACCAACCUCGUUGGAGAUAUUGGUCUCGAUAUGGAUAUUUCCACCGAGCACCCUCCUCCGAAGACUCCCAAGCCGAGUUCCGAGUACCAAAGUACUUCUCAGGAAGUUCCUCAUCCUCAAAAUACUGAUCAAGCUUCCGAGACACCAAAGGCUUCUGAGGCAGCCUCACUGAACCGAAAUCCUUCCCAGCAGAUCCCUCAGUCCCAGAAUGCCUCACAGAAAUGCCCUCCAAACACAACUGCCACUGCUCCGCUGUUCGAUAAUGGGGGAGCUUCAGGACCCAAAAUUCAAUUCGAUGUUAAUCAAGACCCUGAUCCUAAAGUGCUGGAUGAUCUGCAAAAGGUACUUAACAUAAUACGCACUAAGUAUAUCGAGCCCCACAACAAUGCCAAGUUACAAAACCCGUCUACCUCUGCUAAUCAGCCUCAAGCAUCAGGCGAGGAUUCCGACAAGCCCGCUACUAGCCAAGCUCAGGGAGGAGAGGGAGACGCUAAUAUGGCGAUCGAUGUGGAUAAAACUGAUGCGAAAUCUGUAAACUCGGACAGUUCUGAUUCUUCUGGGCAAGACAAAGAGGCUUCCUCCGACAAGGUUGACGAUUGGACCAUGGUGAACAAAGGUAAAGAUUUGAUGGAUUCGAGUGCUAACGAGCACAUCAUGGAUGUACCAGUGGCUCCGAUUGGAUUUAAUCUGCCCAAAGAGUUCCAGCAGCGGGUCACUAUUGGACAACUUCUGUACCCGCAACUUAAUACCGCUACAGCUGUGCUGAAACCUAAAGAAGUGGAGCGUCCCAAGGAGUUCCAACCAGUUGUUGCCCAGAGACAAGACAACCAGCAGUCGACUCAGAAGCCAGCAACUGCUGCUCCCCCAAAUCCAGCAACUGCUCCUCCAAAGUCGGCGACACCUCAACCCACACCAAUGCAGCAACAACUGACUCCGCCACGAUUCCACCACGCUAAGCCACAUAUCGAUGAGGCACUGCGUCAAAUGCUGGCGAUGGGCUUCACUAACGAGGGCGGCUGGCUGGUCGAGCUCCUGGAGAAGAAGGACGGCAACAUCGCUGCUGUACUCGACUUACUCACUCCGGUUAAUCCCAAGAUUUAAAGAAUCAUUUCCAUACUAUAUAUCUAUACUUGAUAAUCGACAUUAAGUAACAAUAGCUAUGAAACAAUCAUUUUUGAAUCAGUACAAUUAUUAACUUCAGUUUCAGCGAUGUAUGUAACACAUUAUCAUAUCUAAGUUGUUUCAAGUAAAAAAUAAUUUAACAGUGGCAUUUGACUUUUGUUUAACAAUAACUAUUAUUGUUUUUUCAUUAAUAGUAGAGAUGUGAUUAAUAUUCAUAUAGUAAUGCGUAAUAAAAAAGAUACUUAUUAAGCACAGACAUUGGUACUGCCGAUGUUUCAUGAUCGACAGUGCCCACUUUACGUCAGGCAGGCGUACUUGUCUGCCUCUUGGGACAAAAAUAUAAAACUUGUCCAUCUGGAUAAAUCUGCUAAAUGCAGAAUAAAUUUUAAUUAUACCAAUAAAAAAACAUUUACUCAAAAGAAGUCUCUGCAAACAGUACUUUAAAAUUAGAAUUUUGUGUUUUACUAUUUGAGUAGACUGAUCUGUUGUUAAUGAAUUACCAACAUCUCUAUGACAUCACUAUGACAGUUUGCAGCAUGCAAAUAUUUUUGUUAAAAUUUACUUGAACCUGACCUGAGUAAUAUCAAGCUAAGGAAACAAAAGUAAAACGUGGUUGCUCCAAACUGUUUCUCUGUUCCAUUCUAAUUGAUAUGAUUGAUAGAUUUCUUAGAUAUAUUUGUAGAUGAAAUGGGAAUGAUCUGUGAUGGCAAAAUGGAAAUCUUAUUGAAACAUGCUAAAAUCAGUC
Messenger RNA from Bombyx mandarina (wild silkworm), 2783 nucleotides. RefSeq names its product refractory to sigma P. Gene Ontology annotation, biological process: mitophagy; aggrephagy; endosome organization. Gene Ontology annotation, cellular component: amphisome; aggresome. Gene Ontology annotation, molecular function: zinc ion binding; protein kinase C binding; K63-linked polyubiquitin modification-dependent protein binding. NCBI's taxonomy places the organism in Eukaryota, Metazoa, Arthropoda, Insecta, Lepidoptera, Bombycidae. The record is from RefSeq and is a predicted model, not a curated record.